Messenger RNA from Oryza brachyantha (malo sina), 1879 nucleotides. RefSeq names its product transcription factor TDR-like. Gene Ontology annotation, cellular component: nucleus. The record is from RefSeq and is a predicted model, not a curated record. The transcript has 8 exons. Gene Ontology annotation, biological process: regulation of DNA-templated transcription. Gene Ontology annotation, molecular function: protein dimerization activity; DNA-binding transcription factor activity; sequence-specific DNA binding. Bases 178 to 1797 code for a protein of 539 amino acids. NCBI's taxonomy places the organism in Eukaryota, Viridiplantae, Streptophyta, Magnoliopsida, Poales, Poaceae.
AACACACACAUGUGACCUAUAUAUCUGCAUGAUGCAAUAGCCCUGCAGUACAAAUGAUUCUUCAGUUACCAAUAGCUAUCAGAUGAUGCCAUUCUCUUCAACCUGUUGAUCACUGCCAUAGUUCCUCAGCUUGGUUGAAGCGAUCUCAGGAAGCCAGAAGGGUAAGGUGAUCACCAUAUGGGAGGAGGAGACCACUUGAUGAUGAAGAGCAGCAAUGCUGCUGAUGCUGCUGCUGCUGCUGCUGCUGUCAAUGGAGGUGGCACCAGUUUGGAUGCUGCAUUGAGGCCUCUUGUUGGUGAGGAUGGCUGGGAUUACUACAUCUACUGGAGGCUCUCUCCUGAUCAGAGGUUCUUGGAGAUGGCAGGGUUCUGCUGCAGUAGUGAGCUGGAAGCUCAGGUCUCGGCUCUGUGCGACCUGCCUUCUUCAAUCCCACUCGAUUCCUCCAUAGGGAUGCAUACGCAGGCAUUGCUGUCCAACCAACCGAUCUGGCAGAGCAGCAGUGAGGAGGUUGAUGUCGCCGGCGCCAAGACCCGGCUGCUGGUCCCCGUCGCCGGCGGCCUCGUCGAGCUCGUCGCGUCGAGAUAUAUGGCGGAGGAGCAGCGGAUGGCGGAGCUGGUCAUGGCGCAGUGCGGCGACGUGGCGGCGAGGGCUAUCGUCGCCGGCGCCGGAGACGAUGGUGGACAGACGUGGCCGCCGCUGGAGACGCCUGGCUUCCAGUGGGACGGCGGCGCCGACCCGCAGAGGCUGAUGUACGGGGGCUCGUCGCUUAAUCUGUUCGACGCCGCCGCUGCCGACCCGUUCUUGGGUGGCGCUGACGCCGUGGGCGGCGACGCGGCGGCGGCGGGCGCGUGGCAGUACGCGGCGGCGGUGAGCGAUCCGUCGGUGGCGGUGCAGGAGCAUAUGCAGGCGGCGGCAGGCGGCGGGGUGGAGUCGGGGUCGGAGGGGAGGGAGCUGCAUGGCGACCCGGAGGACGACGGCGACGGCGAGGGGCGGUCGGGCGGCGCGAAGAGGCAGCAGUGCAAGAACCUCGUGGCGGAGAGGAAGCGGAGGAAGAAGCUCAACGACCACCUCUACAAGCUCCGGUCGCUCGUCCCAAACAUCACCAAGAUGGAUCGUGCGUCGAUUCUUGGGGACGCGAUCGACUACAUCGUGGGGUUGCAGAAGCAGGUGAAGGAGCUGCAGGACGAGCUGGAGGACAACCACCUCCACCCCGGCGACGUGUCGAAGCCACCCGACGUGCUCAUCGACCACCCGCCGCCGGCGAGCCUCGUCGGGCUGGACAACGACGAUGCGUCGCCGCCCAACAGCCAUCAGCAGCAGCAGCCCCUCGCAGCCGGCGGCGGCAGGAAGAGCAAGGAGGCAGUGGGCGACGGCGGCGGGCACCGCAUGGAGCCGCAGCUGGAGGUGCGGCAGGUGCAGGGGAACGAGCUGUUCGUGCAGGUGCUGUGGGAGCACAAGCCCGGCGGGUUCGUCCGCCUCAUGGACGCCAUGAACGCGCUCGGCCUCGAGGUCAUCAACGUCAACGUCACCACCUACAACACCCUCGUCCUCAACGUCUUCCGCGUCAUGGUGAGGGACAACGAGGUGGCGGUGCAGGCGGACAGGGUGAGGGACUCGCUGCUGGAGGUGACGCGGGAGACGUACCCCGGCGUGUGGCCGUCGCCGCCGCAGGAGGACGACGUGGUGAAGUUCGACGGCGGGCAGGCGGCGGCGGCGGCGGCUGGAGAGCACUACCACGACGAAGUUGGCGGCGGAUACCAUCAGCAUCACCUGCAUUACCUCGCGUUUGAUUCAUAAUUAAUUAUACCAUGCAUGCAUCUAUAUAUACACACUCUGAUCGUUCGAGAAAGCAACACGAUAAUAAUGGCGGAUUUGAUCA